This is a messenger RNA of Caenorhabditis auriculariae, 870 nucleotides long. The record is from the annotation of a GenBank genome assembly. Lineage: Eukaryota; Metazoa; Nematoda; Chromadorea; Rhabditida; Rhabditidae.
AUGUCGUUCUUCACUUUUCUUGUUUUGUUGGUUUCCACCAGUUUUGUCUUGUGUCAGGUUAGUAUUUUUUGUUCCGAGAAAAAAUAAAAUGAUCGAUAAACAAAGUUUUCUCAUUGGAACUAUUAAAAGACAGUUUUCUUUUUUUUUUUGAAAUCGGUAUCUUCUCUAAAUUCGCUCAAAUGGUCUUUGACGUAUGCAUUGUUACAAGAAAAGAUCGUCCACAUAUUCACUUGUGGCUCAAAUUUUGAGCUACCAAGUUAAUAAAAAAAAUUACUUUAUGAAAAAAAAUAUGAAUUUAAGUUCUGUGCUAAAAAGAAAGGAGAAUAUUUCCAUUUGUGGAAAGUCUUUUGCUGAAUGGAGAACAUCGAAAAUUUCAAAACCUAAAAAAAAAAAAACGAAAAAGUUAUCUAUGCCCUAUUCAAACAUUUUCUUACGAAGUUUUUACAGAUGGCAGUGAAGUCUUCUCGAAAUAUUAUGAAAGGAGGAUAUAACUUUUAAAAAAGCUGGGGUUUUCUUUUUCUAUAAGCCAAACUGAAACACGUAGAAAGUAAAAAAAAACAUUUGCACAUUAUAUUACAUAUUUUGACAGAUCCCCGAUGUCGCCACUCAGUUGAUGCUCAAACAACGAGGUCAAAACUGCCUGACGCAAAUUCUGCCUCCUUCGCCUCAGGCUCUAGCCUAUCAAACGCAACUCGCAGUAGGUUUUUUGAAUCAAAAAAAAAGUGAAAACCAUUUAAUUUUGAUAAAAACCGCUUCACAUUUUUUUUUCAGAUUUGUUUCAGCGUUGAUUGUUACGUUCCGUUGAUUCAGCAAGUGGUUAUGGCCUACCCACAAUACUACCCACAACUUCGAGCUUGCAUGGGCUAUUGA